CAACAUCUCACAUUCAGCACCCAGCAGAACCAGGCCCUAAACAACCUACACAAGCAGCCUUGGACAUUAGAGUCUGUUUACUGAGGGAGGGAGCACGGACCAGGAUAAAAGGCUGGAAAGCAGGGAAGUCCUAGAGAUGGGCUGGUGUCUGAGAGCCCAGCACUAUCAGGGAUGGAGAACAGCUUAUUCUGCUCAUAAAGGCAACAGGAUGCAGAAGAUCCCAGGCUGGGAAGCACGUGUCUUCCUUUAACAGUGUGCAGGAGAGAGAGGAAAGCUGUCUGCUGUGAAGAGAAGGGGCAACAGCUAUGACCAAAAGUCAACAAGGGACUUCAUAUGCAGAGUAAUACCGUCAGGAAGCCACUAGGGAUUAAAGAAAAUCCAGAUGGGGUGCAGGUGCUGCAAAAUGAUACAAAGCUAUAUUUUUGAUCCAGAAGAAGUACAACCAUCUGGAUACAAUCACGAAGCGAACAGCUACAAACAAGACGAGCAAGACAGCAAUAAAUUCAAAUUCAAACAGAACAGUGAAAUUCAAGAGCACAACAAUGAGCUCCCAAAGGAUGAGUUAAAGAGAACAGAAAACAAAAAUCAGGUAAACAUCACAAAAGAAACUCUCUGGAACCACAGAGGAAACGCUUUUCAAGAGGAUGGCCUUGCGAAGCGUGUUGCAAAGCUUGAUGUUACAGUCAAUGGUGGCAACUCCUGCGCUGGAGCACACCCCAGUCUCAAUCCCAGCAUAAGCCCAAUGAAGGAAGCCAGCGAACAGGGAACCUCCAGCCUGUCGGCAGAGUCGUCUUCAGCCAGCACCAGAGACUUCCACACCAAACCAAAUGAGUCUGGUCAAAAAUUUGACCUAGAAGCAGACAGUCACAGUAAGUCAGCCUAUAAAAAGCCAGAUAAUAUUCAAGAUGGGAACUUCCACUCGGCAGAAGAAAAUCUCUCUCUCAUAGGAAGCGCCAUACUGCAGACACAAAAUAACACCAUACAAUUGCCAGAUGUAGAUUAUCCCCAAAACGGCAGCGAAACCAGGAACUACGUUGAGAAAGAUAGCUUUUCAGUCAGCUAUGUGCAUUUAGAUCAAAAUACCAGGCCUUCAGCAAAACAGGACCAGGACCUUUAUUUAACUCUGCCUUUGCAUAUGAAGGAAAGCAGUACUGAACCUUUUAAAACUUACUCUGCAAGUCUGGGCGAGGACAUUCCCGACGGUAUCACUGCCAAAGCCCUUACCAAAGCAGCACAGGCAUCCACACACGCUGACCACAAAGAUAUUAACGGAGAAAUUGAGGAGGAAGAUGCAGAAGUAGCAGCAGCUCUGGCUGCACUGGAAGCUGCAACUGCAGGGGAAGAUCUGGAAGAUGAUGAGGAGUACUAGAUGAAGGUUUCUUUCUAAUACACUGAUAGUCUUAUUCUGGAUCUAAGUUAAUGCAUGUGCUGUACACACGGACCACUGUUAUGAACAGCACAAAUAAAAGGAACUGGGACUCUGUCCCUUCAGCUGUUAAAAUAUGGCCCUUUAAUUUCUACUGCUGAAGGUACAGAAGAGCUCCCUUGGCUAACGGUAAUAAUAAGACUCUUCUGUGUGGGGCCAACCAGGAGGGCAAAGCAUCAUUCAUUUGCACAAGAUAUUCUGCUGUAUGCCCACCUACCUCACCUGGGCUCACGCAAAUAUUUCCUGAGGGUCUGAGCCUCAGGAGGGUCUGUGCACACUGUAGGUUCCAGGUUCAAAAAGCUUCCAUGGAGUUAGAAACCACAGAUUUUCAUUAUGUUAGCACAAAACUGACACAAAGUUCUACAGUCCAAUAAACAAGGCAGGCAGCUUGGCUUACAUUUCACUGUGGUUACAGUUCCAUCCCAGUUUAAGCCUGAAUCUGUGCAGGUGCAGCUGGGGGCAGGACAAUAACCUCAUCUCUCCCCUGGACCUUUUCUGAACCCCCAGUGACCUGCUUCAGUUGAUUAAAAAAGCAGAAGCUAGUUCAAAAAAAGUUCAAAAGCAUGAGCAAUUUUCUGCUGCUCUAAUGAGCUGAAGUAGCUCACAGAAAAAUCACACAUGCACUGUCAGAGGUGCUGAGAAGUAGGUUCAAACUCAGUCCUACUGGUUUAGGUAGACUAAGACUGUUGUGAAAAUGCAGCCUGAGAACUUCUCAGUUCUAAGUUUUCCAGGCACACUUCACUUGCCUUAACACUGCAGUUUGCAAACAGGUUGUGUCUCAAAAGGUCCUCAGUGAGAUACAUUCUGUUUAUACACAACCAGUGAGAGACAGUGUGGUCCCUCUCUGACUCCACUGCAGUCCCUAAACUUAAAGCAGGAAAGGAGCUUCCUAGUUGAGUUAAGCAAAAGACUUGAAAACAUUAAGCUUGUAUUUUGGAGUGUUUACCCCUUUCUCUGAUCUUCAGACUAGUACGUUAAACUUGUUCUUGUCAGAUUUCUUGUCAGAAGCAAAGGAGAUGGACACCAACUUGCUGCUGUCAUAUCAUCAGAAGUCGGAUCUUAAUAGCCAAAACAGAAGUGCUUGAAAUUUUAUUUUGAAAUGUUGUGGUUUCCGAGUCAAUUAUAAACUCUUAAUAAAACUAUUUUAAAAUAUGAAAGAUCACCUAGUGGCUUUUGUACUUCAUGCAUUUUCUGAUUAUUUAACAGUUGCAUAAAAGAAAUAUUAUAAAAUGUAUCCUUUGUUAAAUAUACGAAAAGCACC
Molecule: messenger RNA, 2687 nt
Organism: Struthio camelus australis
Lineage: Eukaryota; Metazoa; Chordata; Aves; Struthioniformes; Struthionidae
Gene: PGCKA1
Product: chromosome 4 C4orf19 homolog
Source: RefSeq, a predicted model, not a curated record